Phyllostomus hastatus (greater spear-nosed bat) is the source of this 1560-nucleotide messenger RNA. RefSeq names its product solute carrier family 25 member 39 (gene SLC25A39). NCBI's taxonomy places the organism in Eukaryota, Metazoa, Chordata, Mammalia, Chiroptera, Phyllostomidae. The record is from RefSeq and is a predicted model, not a curated record. The coding region runs from base 175 to 1254 and encodes 359 amino acids. The transcript is spliced from 12 exons. Gene Ontology annotation, biological process: mitochondrial transmembrane transport.
CUCGUCGCGUUUUCCGGGGGCCGAACCUGCUCCGCGGCCUUUCUAGUCAGCCUUGCAGCUAAGCGAGCGAGCGCGCGCGGACCCCGCACCGGCUGCGGAGCCCUGAUGGGCCCGCCCGGCCCCGGGCCCCGCGCCGCACGAGUACCGACCUAGAGCCAGACUUGGAGCUACAAGAUGGCUGAUCAGGAUCCUGGGGGCAUUAGCCCCCUCCAGCAAAUGGUGGCCUCGGGUGCUGGGGCUGUGGUCACCUCUCUCUUCAUGACGCCACUGGACGUGGUGAAGGUUCGCCUGCAGUCUCAACGCCCCUCAGUGCCCAGCGAGCUGAAGCCCCCCACCAGAUUCUGGAGCCUCUCUUACGCCAAAUUGCCCGCCUCUCUCCAACCCACAGGGAAGUGCCUCCUGUACUGCAAUGGGGUGCUGGAGCCUCUGUAUUUGUGCCCAAACGGUGCCCGCUGCGCCACCUGGUUUCAGGACCCCACCCGCUUCACCGGCACCAUGGAUGCCUUUGUGAAGAUCGUGAGACACGAGGGCACCAGGACCCUGUGGAGCGGCCUCCCCGCCACCCUGGUGAUGACUGUGCCAGCCACCGCCGUCUACUUCACCGCCUACGACCAGCUCAAGGCCUUCCUGUGCAGUCGAGCCCUGACCUCCGACUUCUACGCGCCCAUGGUGGCUGGGGCUCUGGCCCGCUUGGGCACCGUGACUGUGAUCAGCCCCCUGGAGCUGGUGCGGACGAAGCUGCAGGCUCAGCACGUGUCAUACCGGGAGCUGGGUGCCUGCGUCCGGGCCGCCAUGGCUCAGGGCGGCUGGCGCUCUCUGUGGCUGGGCUGGGGCCCCACCGCUCUCCGGGAUGUGCCCUUCUCAGCCUUGUACUGGUUCAACUACGAGCUGAUGAAGAGCUGGCUGAGUGGGCUCAGGCCGAAGGACCAGACGUCCGUGGGCAUCAGCUUUGUGGCUGGCGGCAUCUCAGGGACGGUGGCGGCCACCCUGACUCUGCCCUUCGAUGUGGCGAAGACUCAACGCCAGGUCGCGCUGGGAGCCGUGGAGGCAGUGAAAGUGUCGCCCCCGCGCGCUGAUUCCACCUGGCUGCUGCUGCGGAGGAUCCGGGCCGAGUCUGGCACCAGGGGGCUCUUCGCAGGCUUCCUCCCAAGGAUCAUCAAGGCCGCCCCGUCCUGCGCCAUCAUGAUCAGCACCUAUGAGCUGGGCAAGAGCUUCUUUCAGAGGCUCAACCUGGAGCAGCCUCUGGGCCCGUGAGGGGAGCCAGGGGGUGGGGCCCGGCUCCUCCAGGGAUGGGGGCGGGGCGGGCGGAGACUGAGCCAAGUGCCUUGUCCUCAGGGAAGGGGCCUCAUUUCUUCCCUCUCUCGAACCUUGCCCCUUCGGGCACACCACGCCUGCCUCAGGCAGCCUUCCUGCCGGUCCCAGGCCCCAGGGAUCAUCACUCUUCCACCCUCCCCUUUCAAGUUCAAGACCAAAUCUGUUACCUGCCCCCCUCGCCCAUUUCCCUGUGUGUAUUGUGGCCGGCCCGCCCUGUUCUGUGAGUGUAAAGAUGAUGAACUCCUC